AUUCAAUUGCAAAAAGUCGUCGCGAAAAAACCUACACUCUAUAUUCAAACGAGAAUAAGUACGUCGGGAAUAAAUUAUUAGAAGGUCAGAAAAAAUCAGUACUGGACACCAAUAGCUUUGCUGAUACAAAAACCACUUGUAUUACUCGAUCUAUGAAACGACUUCUAGAUGUUGCAGAAGAGAGCCCUCCAAAACGGUUGGCAAAGUCAUCUCCCGCCAGUUAA
Molecule: messenger RNA, 224 nt
Organism: Paraglomus brasilianum
Lineage: Eukaryota; Fungi; Glomeromycota; Glomeromycetes; Paraglomerales; Paraglomeraceae
Source: the annotation of a GenBank genome assembly